GUUUACGUUUCACAUGUCGAUAUUGAAAGGCCGACAGUUCUCUGUGCAGCAUACGGGAGCUUUGCGUCAUCUUCUUCUGGGUCAAUGCAGGAUCGUACAAGAUUUGACGAUGUCUAUGCCUGCCAAUGGCUCGAAGCAGUCGUUUCAUCAGAUACAGACGCUGUAACCUCUGAAGCUCUGCUUGUGGAUGUGAGACAUCCAGAUCUCGAAGUGGCCCAGCGGGGUAUCGUCCCGAUAAAACGGCUAGAGCUCUCUAUGAAGGGGGGUGCUGCGGACAUCAGAACCGACCUUGAGGCAUCCCGUUUGUUUGGAGCCACAGGUGCACGGGAGCAUGGCAGGUUCAACUUGCGCGUCUACAAGGCAGUCCAUUUGUCUGAGCUCUCAGAGGACAUCCUGGUUGCAUCGCAGGAAACCACACUUCGUGUCAGGGUGAAGUCUGCCGAUGUGGUGGCUGGAAGGCUGUUCCUGUCCACGAAGGCCAUCGAUUCGCAGGAGUUGCGUGCGGGGUGGAUCCAUGGAAGCAUCGACGAGGUACACAAGUUUGGGCUGAUCGUGCGGAUUCCAAGCGGCCAUGGGCUGGCGUAUGUUACUGAGAUGGACCAUUAUCUGGAGGAGCCGCAAACAGCUUUCGCAGUUGGCCAAAAGGUGACUGUGAGGAUACUUGGUGAGAUGGAGGAAGGCCUCCUGGCCCUUUCGAUGAAGGCUCCGACAGACGAGGCCCUGUGA
Messenger RNA from Symbiodinium sp. CCMP2456, 726 nucleotides. The record is from the annotation of a GenBank genome assembly. Lineage: Eukaryota; Dinophyceae; Suessiales; Symbiodiniaceae.